Molecule: messenger RNA, 918 nt
Organism: Exophiala bonariae
Lineage: Eukaryota; Fungi; Ascomycota; Eurotiomycetes; Chaetothyriales; Herpotrichiellaceae
Exons: 1
Coding region: 1-918 (305 amino acids)
Molecular function (GO): methyltransferase activity
Source: RefSeq, a predicted model, not a curated record
AUGGCCACCCACCAGACACAGCAUGAGCUGUACAAGGGAGAUGGCAAAAUGAAAUUCCUCUGGGACUCGGGCAAUGUUGGGCAGAUGUACGCUAUUGUGGAACGACUGACCUUGAAAUUCGCAGAAAGCCUGCUUCGUCAGGCAAAGGUCGUCGAUGACACAUCGGACUCGAAGCUUAUCGUCCUCGACGAGGCCUGCGGUACAGGGGCUGUUUCGGCAAAAUUGCUUGACCUUCUGAGCGACGAUGCCCAGGGUAAGUUGGAUCUCACCAUGAUUGAUGGGUCACCAACAAUGCUCGAUCUCGUCCACAAACGCAUUGAAUCAAACAAUUGGGGAAAGUACAACAUAAAGGUCAUCCAAGUGGACGCAAACGACACCAAACUCCCCAGCGCGCAGUUCACACACGUUUUCCUAAGUUUCGGGCCGAUGAUUUUCCCAGACCCGCAAGUUGGUCUGUUCGAGAUAUAUCGCCUACUCAAGCCCGGCGGAACAGUGGGAUUGUCAAGUCACUCGAAGAUCGGAUGGAUCUCUGAUGUGAUAGCUGCGUGGAAAACGGAUCCUGACCUGCCACCCUUCCCAACGAAUGAGGGUCUCGCGGGCGUUGCAGGCCCACACCUCAAAUGGAACGAGCCCGCAUGGAUCAAGGAGACGUUGGACAAGGUUGGCUUUGUGGAUAUCGAAAUUGUCUCCUGCCCUGUCUAUCACGUCGAGUCCAAUGCCACCGAGACUUUCCAGAUUCUUCUUCCAGGGACUGUGGGGAUGAUCAUCAAUACUAUGUGGACCCAGGAGCAGCGGGAUGAAAUGGGCCAAAAGGCCAAAGAUGUAUCUGUACGGUAUAUACAGGAGAAGUACGGUGAUGGCGACCUGGGUUGGGAUUGGUGUGCGCUUUUGAUCACGGCUCGGAAGCCUGCUCAGUGA